Molecule: messenger RNA, 261 nt
Organism: Clavispora lusitaniae ATCC 42720
Lineage: Eukaryota; Fungi; Ascomycota; Pichiomycetes; Serinales; Metschnikowiaceae
Biological process (GO): mitochondrial respiratory chain complex IV assembly
Cellular component (GO): mitochondrial inner membrane
Source: RefSeq, a predicted model, not a curated record
AUGGCAGUGAUCGGUGCACCAAAAGGACACAACCGCUACAGGGACCCCAAAACUUUCCAGAUGACUCCGGCCUUGUAUAGGGUUCGGAAGCCAUUUUUCUGGAAGAACUUUGCCGGGUUUUUCCUUGUGAGCUCGAUUCCGUUGGGCGUGUAUCUCUACACGUGGAACGUGCUUAGCAAAGACGAGUUUGCGGACAUUCCUAUUCCUCCUAUUUCCGACGAGGAGUUGGCCAAGUUGAAGAAGGAAUACGAAAGCAAAUAG